Messenger RNA from Myxocyprinus asiaticus (Chinese sucker), 3717 nucleotides. RefSeq names its product atrial natriuretic peptide receptor 3-like. Gene Ontology annotation, biological process: regulation of blood pressure; vasodilation. The transcript has 8 exons. Lineage: Eukaryota; Metazoa; Chordata; Actinopteri; Cypriniformes; Catostomidae. The coding region runs from base 300 to 1814 and encodes 504 amino acids. Gene Ontology annotation, cellular component: membrane. Gene Ontology annotation, molecular function: peptide hormone binding; natriuretic peptide receptor activity. The record is from RefSeq and is a predicted model, not a curated record.
CACACUUCACACAUCCUAACAAGAGUUAUUACACAGGGAACCGGAGAGUUUAGACAGAGACCCAGAGAAGACUUCAAACGGGGAAGAGGGGCUCUGGAGAGACUUGCAGGAGCACACACGACACAACUCAGUCAUUAAAAGAGAUUGUGGGAUUUUAACAUAUACUAAGUGAAAUUAAGGAUACGUCUUAAUUGACAUGACCAUUUAACUUGGGGGAACAAAAAUAACUCAAAAAGCUUAGGACUCAGUGCAAAAAAAUCAACAGUUACUGCGUUUAUUGAUUUAAGAACAUUUUAAACAUGUCAUGUUUCAUGUCACUCUGUCUGUGCAUUUGGGGAGCACUCAUGAUGCCUGGCAGCACAAGUGCACUGAAUGAGAACAUCGACGUGCUGGUCCUGUUGCCUCUCAAUAACACAUACCUGUUUUCAUACCCGAGAGUUUUUCCAUCCAUUGAGUACGCGAAAGAAACCCUUGGCAAAGAAGAUGAGUUUGCGGGAUUGACGUUCACUGUGCGCUAUGAGAACUCGGCGUGCGGGAUGGAUGCUCUGUACGCGCUGGUGGACAUGCAGAGAGACGAGCGUCCCGACCUGGUCCUCGGUCCGGUGUGCGAGUACGCGGCCGCGUCGGUGGCGAGAGUGGCAUCGCACUGGAACAUCCCAGUAAUCUCAGCAGGUGCUUUGGCCACCGGCUUCAGCAAUAAAAACAGCGAGUACUCGCAUCUCACGCGGAUCGCUCCAACUUACCUGAAAAUGGCGGAGACGUUCCAGACGAUGUUCGGACAUUUCGGCUGGAGAACGGCACAUUUGAUUUACGACGAUGAUAAAGAGGAGAGAAACUGUUACUUUACCUCGGAGGGGGUUUAUACCGUCCUAGAAGAGUACCACAUCUCCACAGAUUUCCUUGUGUUCAACUCUCAGGAAGAGAGGGUAGACGCCGACGAGAUCGUAAAGUCCGUCUAUGGGAGUGAAGUGGUCAUCAUGUGCGCUAAGGCGGACACCGUGCGAGAGAUCAUGCUGGCUGCUCAUCGACACAAAUUAACCAGUGGCAGCCACAUCUUCUUCAACAUCGAGCUUUUCAACUCCUCUUCUUACGGGGACGGAUCCUGGAAGAGAGGAGACAAAUAUGACAAUGAUGCCAAGGCUGCCUACAGCUUUCUCAAUACUGUAACAUUACUUAGGUCCACCAAGCCAGAGUUUGAGGAGUUCUCCUUGAAAAUGAAAAAGUCACUACAGCUAUCGGACAUCCCUGUUUGUGAAGACUGCAGUGCUGUCAACAUGUUUAUGGAGGGUUUCCAUGAUGCUUUGCUUCUUUACGCAAUUGCCUUGCGUGAGGUGAUGAGUAAUGGUCUCACGAAAAAGGAUGGAAUUGACAUCACGCACAGCAUGUGGAACAGGACCUUUGAAGGCAUUGCUGGCCAGGUGUCUAUGGAUGCCAAUGGUGACCGGAAUGGGGAUUUCUCUGUCAUUAGGAUGACAGACCCAGAGGCAGGCACGCAUGAGACUGUCAUGAACUACUUUGGGACUAAUAGAAGUUUCCAGAUCGUGCCUGGCUUUAAGAGGGAAUGGUUCUCUUUGCGAACAGCACCUCUACCCCCAAAACCGUCUGUCCCAUCAUCAGGUGGACUUGGUGUAUCGGCAGUGACUGGGAUAAUAGUGGGGGGAAUUCUGGGAACUGCUCUCCUCUUGGCAUUCUACUUCUUUAGGAAGAAUUACAGGAUAACUAUUGAGCGGAGAACACUUAGAGAAGAGUGUGAUAUCGGGAAACACCGUCAGUUGCGAGAAGAUUCGAUCAGAUCCAACUUCUCAGCAGCGUAGUCUGUUGAUGUAAUCCAGCUAAUGAGGUGUUCAAAUCUGGGGGAAUACGCAUCUCAAAUGAGUCUAUGGGCUCAUCAAACAUCAUCCCAGGAACCCAGAAAUAUUUAUAGACAUGCUGUAGUGGUUUUUUUUUUCCUUGUAAAUGUCUUGCUCUUCAAUUCGUAAACUCAGGAAAGUUUAAUUAUUGUAGGAGAAGAACUUGCAAGGCUUCUCGACUCUGUAAAGAAAAAGGUCUGUUUAAUUUAGCUGCAGGCCUUGUUUUUGUUUAGUUUUUUGUUUUGUUCUGUUUUGUUUUGAGGAAGUCUUUAUUGAGGCCUGUUAGUUCGGUAGAAGUGUCAGCUGACUUGACUGGGGCAACUGCUGGGUCGGUGGGGAGCAGCGAUAAUGAGAUAUUGAGGACUAUAAGUCUUAAGAACUUAAGCUUACCAAAUGCACACUUUCCCCAGUGAACAAGGUCAUUUUUUCCAUCCUAUAGAGAAUGUCCAGUAGAACACACUGAUGAGCAUCAAUUCUUUCUUCUUCUGAGUGUUGUGUAGAUUUUGACAGAAGGCACUGAUGAAUACAAAACGGAUGUAAACUUCAAAAUGAUGUUCCUUUCUGUCAACUGUAUCUCAGCAAGCCUUGAUGUAUCAAAUUUGGCGGUGUGCUGAAACACUGAACUAUUACUUAGUUUUUAUUUAUUCUUAUACAUUUUGAUUUUAAUAAUAGAUUUGAUGUUUUAGUCCCACUAAUGAUAAUAAUCUAAUAUAAUUUUAGCACAUGCCAUAUACAGUAUCAUACACGCUGCUGGGUGCCUCAUAACCAAAUGUUGUCUACAUUUUUGUUACUGCUUUAGAUAUCGUUAAAAUAACAAUUGACAAAACUGACUGUUUUAAACCUAAACCAAACUGUGUCCACCCAUAUCAAUUUUUUUUAAUUAUAGAUAGAAUACAUUUCACAUUUUCUUAGCUGCUGUCUUGCAGUUAUAGCAGCAAAAUCAAUGUUUUCUACUAUCAUAAUGCAGUUCAAGGCUUCACUGAAGGUCUCUUUUCUACCGUUAUCUUUGUUACAGUAGUUUUGUACAGCUAGCUCUUUAUUGUUAGACAUUCUUUGAAUGCUAUAAAGAGUGGAUAAGAUUCAAACACCAGAUGAUACUGCUAAAAUCAGUGAGAUUCUAAAGCAUUGAAAUGCACUUUGUUGCAUCCAUAAGGGAAACUGCAGAGACAAACAAUUUAUUUGGUUUAAAGGUUUGAAAUGUGUAAAAAACAUUAAAAGGCUUUAUGCAGGAAGUUAAAUAAUAGAUAUACAGUAUAGACAUGUCACAGAAUUAUUUUAUAUAUAAAAAAGCCGGUCUACCUAUCAGUGAAAGAUUUUGAAAAGCUAUGUUCAUUCGCAGAAUUUAUAUUGCACAUGUACAUUUUAUAACUUUUUGUCUUUAGAUUGUCUUUGUCAGGACGUGGUUAUCAAUAAUCUGUCAAUGUAAUAUCAUAUAAAAUAUAUUUUUAACAUUUGUGAUGAUUCAGUUUAAGAUAUGUAAAUGUGAGAUGUCACAUUUAAAACCAUUUUUAUGGUUUGUGCAUUAAAAAAAAUCUAGGGUUUUAUUCAAGCUUGGUAUGAUGGCAAUUGUAUACUGAUGUAAGUAAAUGUAUCAGCAUAAGAUGUGAUGUUAUUUAUUGAUAUUUUUGUAGAGGUUUAUUUUCUCUUUUGAUUUUAACAUUGUUUCUUGUGUGAAAUAUACAGAAUCCUUUUUUGAAAGAAAACAGUAUAUCUGCCUUGUCCGUGCAAAUUUGACCUAAUAAGUGUAUUUACAAGGCUUUGUAAACACUCAGAAGAAUUGUAACUUAUUUAGAUUAAUACAUAUUGACCAAUCAAAAAAAAAAAUAAUAAUAAUAAUAAUAAUAAUUAUAUGUAUAUAUAUAUAUAU